UAUAAUCUCCAAUACUAAUCAACCCUAGCCGCUCGCCCAUUCAUCUUCUCUGUCCUCCCUCCCAACUUGCAAAACAUCAUAUCGUCUCAAAUCCAUCAAUGGGAGAAUCCAAAUUGGUUUCGCUCUCCUAAUAUUAUGCUGCUUCAUCUUCCCCGCCUACUAAUUCGCCGCCAUUGAAAAAGAAGCACGAAAGAGGAUUCAUGGAAGACUGCACUCAAACCGUUGUUCCGUCGUCAAUAUUACUUGCAGAAAUCUACUAUUUUUUAAACCUAAAUCCAAGAAGGAGAUUGUUGUAUGUUGAAAUUAUUCACUCCAGGUAAUUUUUAAUUUAUUUUACUGCAAAUUUAAGGAUUUAUCUUCAAUUUUUCUAGGAUCGGCACCCUUUGAGAUUAAUUUGAUUCCCUUUUGUUUGGUUCCUGGUGAAUUUUAUAGAUCUGGUGUUGUGUUUUUGAGUUUUUUCUUUUAUUUUUUUCAAAAAAAUUGGUUUUUUCUCUUCAAUUUAUCGAAUAUUCGGAAAUUAGGGUUAUUGAUUUUGUUUUUUAUUUUGGUUUGAUUCACGAUGAUGAGGAGGGACCCUGGAAAAUCCGUAGAUUACUUAUUAUGAAGGCAAACCUGAUAUUACAGAUGCUCCAAAGACCAAGUUCAGGUGAUACAUUUUUCACUAGACUUUGAACUUCCUGGUGGCUGGCAGAAGGAUAAAGAUGCAAUGGUUCUCAGUGUUAUUCAGACACAAUUGUUAAUUCAAGCCCAUUUAACUCGGGAAACAGCAGACCUACCUCCAACACUUAAUGGUGAUCUGAAACGUGUCCUGGAACUUGCACCUCGUCUACUUGAGGAGUUGAUGAAGAUGGCUUUAAUACCACGCACGGCUCAAGGUCAUGGAUGGCUUAGGCCUGCAAUUGGGGUUGUCGAGCUUUCUCAGUGUGUGAUUCAGGCACUGCAAUUCUUAGAUAUCCUGGACUUUUUGAUGUUGUUUCAAUGUCAUGUUAUAGUAGUGUUAGUCUUCCACAUCUAACUUGUCAUAGUUCUAAUCUUGCAUGAGUGAUAGUUUCUGUAAAGGUAGUGCUAUACGUGGUAAUUUGAUUGAGCGAACAGUCCGAUCUAUAGAUUGCUCCUAGAUUUUGGUCUUUGUCAUGAUCAUGUUUGAUUCUGAGCUAAUCCUUUGUUGGUUGUAUAGCUGGUUUUAGAAUACUAAGAUGCAGAUAGACAAAAUUCAGGAGUUGAUAUCUGCAGGAUCGACACUCCUUCAUGUUACAAUCUCAUUAUCCAAUUUCAAAGAAUGUGUAGAAUGAAUACUGAAUCAAGCGGUGAUGCAUAGCUCCUUCAACUAUGAAGCUGAUAUUUUUGAACUUUGUAUUGAGUGGCCUUUGUUUUGAAGAUGACAUUUUAGAAUAAUAAGUUGGAUGACAUUUUUUCUGCUGCUUGGUUGUUGUUUUGGUUGCGCGUUUCUGUCUUCUGCAGGUGUUUGGUGUUGUUUUCAGCUGCACAGGUGCUGCUUCUUGCUGUGUGCAGGGUGUGGGUUGUGCUCCUGAUGUGUGCAGGGUCUUCUGCAGGGAGUCCAGGUCUACAGGGAGUGUGGUGUUCGAUUGCUGCUGUGUGCAAUCUUAUAUUGCGUACCCUUUUAUUGCGUUUGGUUGUUAGGGAGUGGUCUGUACUCCUCUAACUUUUUCUGUUGUUUCGUUGUUUAGAUACUUUUGUUCAUACCUUUUGGUAUUAAAUUUGUAUUUUGGAGAUAUAUAGCUAGCUAAUUUAAUAGUUUUGACAUGUGUAAACUUAAUUUGAUGAUAUGAUAUGACAAUUUGGAGCGAGCUAAUACGUAUUAUUACAUAUAUAUAUAUAUAUAUAUAUA
Molecule: messenger RNA, 1849 nt
Organism: Spinacia oleracea (spinach)
Lineage: Eukaryota; Viridiplantae; Streptophyta; Magnoliopsida; Caryophyllales; Amaranthaceae
Product: dnaJ protein ERDJ2A-like
Exons: 4
Coding region: 707-1015 (102 amino acids)
Biological process (GO): SRP-dependent cotranslational protein targeting to membrane; post-translational protein targeting to endoplasmic reticulum membrane
Cellular component (GO): Sec62/Sec63 complex
Molecular function (GO): transmembrane protein transporter activity; RNA binding
Source: RefSeq, a predicted model, not a curated record